CGGCCGAGAGAAGUGGGCGUGGCUGGCGGGAAAGAGAGCGCCGCUUAGUGUACGGAGUCCGCCGAGGCGCACACACAUUCUCAGCCGCCGCCGCCAUGCCGCCAACCGGCAACGAUGGGCUCCGGAGCCGGGUGCAGGAGAUGGUGGACCGGAACCCGGUGAUGGUGUUCAGUAAGAGCUCCUGUCCGUACUGCAUUAAGGUUAAAGAACUCUUUUCCUCCCUGGACAGAGAAUAUGUGGCUCUGGAGUUGGAUCAGUGUGAUGAUGGUAACCGUAUUCAAGAAGUCCUUUUUGAAAUGACUGGCCAGAGAACCGUUCCCAACGUCUUUGUAAAUAAAACCCAUGUCGGAGGAUGUGAUAGAACUCUUGAGGCUCACCGAGAUGGGACCCUGCAACAACUGUUGGACAACAAUGCUUCUGUCUCUUAUGAUUAUGACUUGAUUGUCAUCGGAGGAGGCUCAGGUGGCCUGGCUUGUUCCAAGGAAGCAGCUGCUCUGGGAAAGAAGGUCAUGGUCUUGGAUUACGUCGUACCCACCCCUCUAGGGGCGUCAUGGGGGCUCGGUGGUACAUGUGUAAAUGUUGGGUGUAUUCCAAAGAAACUAAUGCAUCAAGCGGCUCUCUUGGGUCAGGCACUGAAAGAUUCCAGGAAGUUUGGCUGGGAGUAUGAAGAGCAAGUGAGUCACAACUGGGAUACAAUGCGACAGAAUAUUCAGGACUACAUUGGCUCUUUGAAUUGGGGCUACAGAGUGUCUCUGCGGGACAAAAAUGUCCGCUAUGAAAACGCAUAUGCAGAGUUUGUUGAACCACAUAAAAUCAAGGCAACAAACAGGAAGGGAAAGGAGAGUUUCUUCACUGCAGCAAAGUUUGUUGUGGCCACAGGUGAAAGGCCCCGAUACCUGGACAUCCCUGGAGAUAAAGAAUUCUGCAUCACCAGCGAUGACCUUUUUUCCUUGUCAUAUUGCCCUGGAAAAACACUUGUGGUUGGGGCCUCCUACGUGGCGUUGGAAUGUGCCGGUUUUUUGGCUGGUAUAGGUCUCGAUGUAACUGUCAUGGUGCGAUCCAUAUUCCUCCGUGGCUUUGACCAGGAAAUGGCAGAGAAAGCCGGCACCCACAUGGAAACGCAUGGAGUGAAGUUCCUCAAGAAAUUUGUACCAACUGCUAUUGAAGAGCUGGAGCCCGGUACUCCAGGAAGGAUCAGAGUCGUUGCCAAGUCCACUGAAAGCGAUCAAGUCAUCGAAGAGGAAUAUAAUACUGUACUGAUUGCUGUAGGCAGAGACUCCUGCACCAAAAAUAUCGGCUUAGAGAAAAUUGGUGUUAAAAUAAAUGAAAGAAAUGGCAAGAUUCCAGUGAAUGACGAAGAACAGACCAACGUGCCUUACGUGUAUGCCAUUGGAGAUAUCCUGGAGGGAAAGUGGGAGUUGACGCCGGUGGCAAUCCAAGCAGGGCGUUAUCUUGCCAGGAGAUUGUAUGGAGACUCCAAUGUAAAGUGUGAUUACAUUAAUGUACCAACCACAGUGUUUACUCCAAUGGAGUAUGGCUGCUGCGGAUAUUCAGAGGAGAAAGCCAUUGAGGUCUUUGGAGAAGAAAAUCUGGAGGUCUACCACACUUUGUUCUGGCCUCUGGAAUGGACGGUCCCAGGACGGGAUAAUAAUCAGUGCUAUGCAAAGAUCAUCUGCAAUAAAGAGGACUAUGAGCGUGUUGUUGGAUUCCAUGUCUUGGGUCCGAACGCUGGAGAGAUCACUCAGGGAUAUGCGGCCGCCAUGAAAUGCGGACUCACUAAAGAGAAGCUGGACGAGACCAUCGGCAUCCAUCCAACGUGUGCAGAGAUAUUUACCACUAUGGACGUCACAAAAGCCUCAGGUGGUGACAUCGCGCAAAAGGGUUGCUGAGGUUAAAUCCUGCUGUUGACGCCACCCAUGAACGAUCUUCCGGUUGUGAGGCCGGUUCGGCUAAAUAGACUCCAGUAGAAGACUGUUGAGGCCACUUUGAACCAACAUGCAGUGCAGCCUCCAGGAGGAGUCGGUGAAGCUCGGUGACCACUCACAGGAGGAUUCUCGUGGGCGUUCGGUGUGACAGCAGGGUUCCUGAAACUUCUGGAUCUGUUUUGGAGCAGCAUUUAUUUUAUUUUCUUCCAGGAAUGCUGAUUAUGAAGUCAUUGCUUGUCACCUCAUCGAGGAGAGCUCUGACAGAUGUCCAAAUAUCUUCCAGAUCAUCUCAACUUUCUAGCUUGGAUUUAUUGUUUU
Molecule: messenger RNA, 2243 nt
Organism: Rana temporaria (common frog)
Lineage: Eukaryota; Metazoa; Chordata; Amphibia; Anura; Ranidae
Gene: TXNRD3
Product: thioredoxin reductase 3
Exons: 16
Coding region: 96-1889 (597 amino acids)
Biological process (GO): cellular response to oxidative stress; cell redox homeostasis; glutathione metabolic process
Cellular component (GO): cytosol; mitochondrion
Molecular function (GO): glutathione-disulfide reductase (NADPH) activity; thioredoxin-disulfide reductase (NADPH) activity; flavin adenine dinucleotide binding
Source: RefSeq, a predicted model, not a curated record